GUGGUGAAUGCGUCGUCCGGAAUUCAACCGCAGACUUCAGAACACUUGCUGUUAUGCUCUAUAUUCUGCCCAAAUCGAGUGGUGAUAGUAUUGAACAAGAUUGACCUAGUGGAAAAAGAUGAGAUUCCGGGAAUCACGAAGCGGGUGCGGAAAGCUCUGGGCGCGCUGGGAAUCUCGGAAAGCUCACCGGUUGAGCCGGUCCGCGGCCGCACAACAUAUUACCUCGCUUGUCGAAAAAGCGACGCUUGGCGAAGUCACCUGGGGCUUGAGGCUUAUCAAUUACCGUGA
Messenger RNA from Cooperia oncophora, 288 nucleotides. NCBI's taxonomy places the organism in Eukaryota, Metazoa, Nematoda, Chromadorea, Rhabditida, Trichostrongylidae. The record is from the annotation of a GenBank genome assembly.